AGUUCAUUCUCAGCACAAAGAGACCCUUACACCUAGAUAUCAUGCUAUAGAGACUGUGUCUGUUCCCCGAGCUAGACAAUACAAAAGACGUCCAAACCAAUUUAAGAGUAACAAUCUAAUCAACGUUCAACAAAUAAAAAAUUUACAUAAUACAGAGAAACAAAUGAUAAAACUUGGCCUUUUGAAUAUCAGGUCCCUCUCUACAAAAGCGCUUUUUGUAAAUGAUAUGAUCAUUGAUCAUAACCUAGAUGUGCUAUGUUUGACAGAAACCUGGCUAAAAUCAGAUGAUUACAUUAUCUUAAAUGAGUCUACCCCUCAUGAUUACUGUUAUAAACAUGAGCCACGUCUAAAAGGUAAAGGGGGAGGCGUUUCUACAAUUUAUAGCAAUAUUUUUAGUGUUUCACAGAGAACGGAUUUCAAGUAUAACUCGUUUGAAGUAAUGGUGCUCCAUAUAACAUUAUCCAGAGAAACAAGUGUUAAUGAUAAAUCCCCUAUGACGUCUGUACUUGCUACUGUAUACAGGCCACCAGGGCACCAUACAGAUUUUCUUAAAGAAUUUGCUGAUUUUAUAUCUGAGCUGGUGUUAGCUACAGAUAAGGUCUUAAUAGUAGGUGACUUUAACAUCCAUGUUGAUAUUGAAAAUGAUGCACUGGCAGCUGCAUUUACAGACAUUCUAAAUUCUAUUGGAGUUAGACAACACGUGUCAGGUCCCACUCAUUGUCAAAAUCAUACUCUAGACUUAAUACUGUCACAUGGAAUUGAUGUCAAUGCCGUUGAGAUUCUGCAGCAAAGUGAUGAUAUCUCUGAUCAUUAUCUAGUCUCGUGUAUACUCCAGAUGACUAAAACUGUAAAUUCAACUCCUUAUUACAAGUAUGGUAGAACCAUCACUUCUACUACAAAAGAUUGCUUUCUAAGUAAUCUUCCUGACUUAUCUGAAUUCCUCAGCAUGUCCAAUAGCUCAGAAAAACUUGAUGAUGUAACAGAAACUAUUGACUCUCUCUUCUCGGACUGCCUGAACUGCCUGAACCGCCGAACAUUGACCAAACUUCUUGAAACACCGAACUGCUGGAACAGUUUGAAACACUCCGAUGGCUUGAACCACUUGAGAUGCUCGCAACAACAGAAACACUUCGCCAGCGCUCACCUGAGUUCACAACCCUUGACCAGCAAGUCUCUCAGCCAAACUCUGGGAGCAUCAUCCGGCAUAACUAGGCAAUCAGAGUCCAAAGACUCAUCCAGCCUUUCCAACUGUCCAAUCACCACCGAAGGCUUCCCAAAGACGUCACCCAAAGAACGACUGACAACCAACCAGAAGCGCUGUGAUUCCCUCUGCUAA
This is a messenger RNA of Labeo rohita (rohu), 1336 nucleotides long. RefSeq lists its product as uncharacterized. NCBI's taxonomy places the organism in Eukaryota, Metazoa, Chordata, Actinopteri, Cypriniformes, Cyprinidae. Bases 164 to 1336 code for a protein of 390 amino acids. The transcript is spliced from 3 exons. Gene Ontology annotation, molecular function: catalytic activity. The record is from RefSeq and is a predicted model, not a curated record.